UAAAAUCUUCAACCCGCCCUACCACCUUCUCGCCACGUCUACCUGUCCUGUCGACGGCUUCUUCAUGCCCUGCCCGUCGGCCCUGUUGCUUAUUCUCUCUACGCGUUCUCUUAUCGAGUCCCCAUGGAGCUAGCACAGUAGGUAGCUCCUUGUCAGAACAGCCCCCCGGCAGGCGUCCCCGUGGACUUCGCCUUUCGCUGAGCCGGUCCAAAGGACACCUGUUGAAUAUCGAUCGCUACCUACAGGCGCAUGAUACCCUCUUCUUUUUCGAUUAUUAAGUAGUCCUAGCGUUGGCGACUUCAUCGGCCUGCCGUCGGCUCUCUAUCGCAUCGUCGCGGAAGUAGGAAGAAAAGAAAGAACGGAAGAACUAGCCCCCCCACGAUGGCUUCCGGCAAUAGCAAGAAGGCUGUAGCCGAAUGCAUCUCGGACGAUGCCCUCACCCACCUGCGAUCCUAUAAAUACUCCAGCGUCGACAAGUCCCCCGUCUCCUAUUACAUCCUCCGUCCCUACUGGAACGCGUUCGUCGAGCUUCUGCCGCUAUGGCUGGCGCCGAAUAUGGUAACCCUCAUAGGGUUCUUCUUCAUCCUGGCGAACAUCGCCCUGCUGGUUAUAUUCAUGCCAGAUUUGGUCGGACCGGGCCCGUCGUGGUUAUAUCUGAGCUUCGCCUUUGGCCUCUUCAUGUACCAGACCAUGGACAACAUCGACGGGAAGCAGGCUAGGCGAACCGGUACGUCGAGCGGCUUGGGCGAGUUGUUCGACCACGGCAUCGACUCCUUAAACUGCACUCUCGGAAGCCUGUUGGAGACGGCCGCGAUGGCCCUGGGAACCUCCAAGUCGGGCGUCUUUACAGCCCUGUGCCCCUGUCUCCCCAUGUUCUUCUCAACCUGGGAGACCUACCAUACUCACACCCUCUACCUGGGUUACGUCAACGGUCCUACCGAGGGUAUUCUUAUCGCGUGUAGCGUCAUGGCGAUCUCGGGCAUCUACGGGCCUGGCAUCUGGACCGAGCCUAUUGUCAAUAUUGUCGGCAAGAAUUACCUAUUUGGAUAUGAUGAGCUCGUCGGCGAUCAUUCGAUUCGCGACAUCUGGAUCCUCAUGAUCGUGGGCUCCCUCCUCUUCGGCCACAUGCCGUUCUGCGUCUUGAACGUCGUCAAGGCGAGGCGCAAGAACAAGUUGCCGGUCCUGCCCGUCUUCCUUGAGUGGAUCCCCAUGGCCGUGUACACGCUGUCGAUCGGCGCGUGGCUGUACUCGCCCUACUCGACACUGAUGCGCGAGAACCACCUAGUGCUGUUCUGCCUCACCAUGUCGUUCGUGUUCGGGCGCAUGACCACCAAGAUGAUCCUCGCCCACCUCACGCGCCAGCCGUUCCCGUACUGGACCGUCAUGCUGGGACCGCUCGUCGGCGGCGCCGUCCUCGGCAACCUGCCGUGGUUCGGCCUUGCCCCAGUAUCCGCGAAGGUAGAGCACUACUACCUGUGGGCGUACUUCGCGUUUGCGUGUGUCGUGUACUUCCGCUGGGCGUAUCUCGUCACCACGAGCAUCUGCAGCUUCCUCGGCAUCAACUGCCUCACGAUCCCGCGGGAGAAGCAGCUCGAGAACAAGCGGAAGCAGCAGGAGGAGAAGCUCCUGGCGAGAGGGGGCGCUAACGGCGCUCCCAAUGGGAAGAAGUCGCAGUAAGCUCACGCUUACGGCGAGGGUGGACGCAAGGGGGGGAAGGAGCAAAGUAAGGGGUGGAUAGAAAUUAAUGAAUGGGACUAAUGGAUGAGGGGAUGUAUUAUUAUCAUUUUCCUCAUUGCCAUAGAGAGUGCGUACGCGGGGCGCACGCAUGCAUCGUGAGAAGAAGCAUAAGACAUAGAGAACAGGCUUAGAGCCACAUACAGCAGGGCCCGGCGCGCGCCACGCGUUCCGCAGAACUGAAAUCCACCCUCUCCUCGUCCCCACCCCCUUCUUCUCUCUUUCGCUUCCAGGAAGGCAGCUGGGCAGCCGGCGCUCGGCUCUCUGCUCGAGACCGAGCCACGAAGUGACCUGGUAGACAGACAGACAGAGAGGUUGGGUAAAGUAGGAGAUAGAGAGGCACAAGAUGGGGGGCGGACAGGCGGGGACCACCCAGAACCGGAGUGAAGCAAGUCUCUCCCGCCGGGCGGAAUCGGCGAAGGGCAGGCUCGUGGCGCGGCGUGGCGUGGCGUGACGAGCUUGCGGUGGGAGGAAUGCCACCAGUAUGGAGUGAAGAGGAGGUAUUCCCCCAGAGCUCUCCGGGAGUAGAUAAAGUGCCGACCGAUCGAUCCCGCGACGAAGGCAGACAGACAUAUGAACGAGCACGGACACAAUCACGCACGCAUGCCUACCAC
Molecule: messenger RNA, 2348 nt
Organism: Durotheca rogersii
Lineage: Eukaryota; Fungi; Ascomycota; Sordariomycetes; Xylariales; Xylariaceae
Product: CDP-alcohol phosphatidyltransferase
Exons: 4
Coding region: 382-1677 (431 amino acids)
Biological process (GO): phospholipid biosynthetic process
Cellular component (GO): membrane
Molecular function (GO): phosphotransferase activity, for other substituted phosphate groups
Source: RefSeq, a predicted model, not a curated record